Messenger RNA from Rhipicephalus sanguineus (brown dog tick), 13382 nucleotides. It is a transcript of the gene pcx, whose product is annotated as pecanex-like protein 1. The coding region runs from base 176 to 7435 and encodes 2419 amino acids. The record is from RefSeq and is a predicted model, not a curated record. The transcript has 38 exons. NCBI's taxonomy places the organism in Eukaryota, Metazoa, Arthropoda, Arachnida, Ixodida, Ixodidae. Gene Ontology annotation, biological process: endoplasmic reticulum organization. Gene Ontology annotation, cellular component: endoplasmic reticulum; membrane.
UUUUACUAGUAAUGGAGUCAUGGAGUGUCGUUCCCAUCAGUGUGCGGCAGCAACGAUGAACCCAUCGGGAUAUCGCGUUUGUUUUUCGGCCCCUGUGCGGACACGAUGAGUGCGGGCAGCGAGAUGAUAGGCGGACACGGGAUACGGACUCGUUCGCAGCACCCGUGUUAGCUAGAUGGGUUCCCAAACACUGGAGAUACUCCGGCAAGGGGUAUGGGCUAGUUUCACGGGAGGCUGGUUCUACGAUCCCAGGCAGGACCAUGAGUCCAACAUACUGCACCUCUACCUCUGGCUGUUCCUGUUGUGCCUGCCUUUUUCGUUGCACAUGUUCCUUGAGCCAGCACUGCCCGUCUGGCUUUGCUAUGCUGCCAUCGUGGGCAUGCUGUUUGCGACGCUCAAGAUCAUCAACGUGCGGCUCCACCAAAUGUUCGACAGCGGGGAGUGCAUUGAAGAGUCGAGCGAUGACUCGAACCGAUCUGUUUCCGUCGAUCACACCGGACAGAGCUCUCAAGGUCAUGGCUCGAAAAAGGAUUCGGAGCACAUCGAGAUGGCCGUCCUGAAACAGCGUCCGGACGAAGAGACACCACCCGUGCAAUGCAGCUCGCGCAAUUCCUUCAACGAUGGAGCCCACGCCCAGAUUCAUCCGGGCAGUGUGGUGGCUUCCAACGGCUCCAUGGAGCUGCUGGGGCGGCUGGCCCGCUCCGACGACUUCGAGAUGAAGUCGCACGGCGCCGUCUGUGGAAUCGACCUGCAAGUGGACGUGCACCAUCGAAACAGUUCGGGCAGUUCGGGUGGCUCGGCCUCCGUGAAGCAGGAGCGAGGAUUUCAUGGGACCAGUUCGGCGGCGCCGGGAACAGGCAGUCCGGACUUUGGACUCGCUGACGAAGUCCUGAAGGAUGUUACGGACCAUAAGUCUGGGGCCGUAUCGAUGCUGCCUGCACCUGCUGGAUUGUCUACGGGUGAUGAGCUUGCCGUGGCCUCGGGUUCAUCAACAUCGCUGCACCCAGACAACCACCGGAACCGCAGCGGGCACAGGCGCCGGAGUGGCGGCGCCGGCUUCCUCUCUUCUGGCUCUUCGUCCGGCUCGCUCCGCAACGCUACCGGCUCAGUCGAACUGGCUUUCCUGUCGCAGGACCCGAGCGUCCGCGCCGCAGAGCUCGCUCGCGCCGCGCAGCAGCGCAAGAGCAGCCAUGCGCUCCGUGGCAACGUCGAAGAUGACGCCAACUGGCUCGUACGGCGCGCACAUAGUGAGCUCGAGACCAGUGCCGCCGAAAAGCAGCGGUCUUCCAUUCCGCCAUCUCAUCCGGUGUCGCUGGAGGCCAUCCGCGUUGGGUCUUCGUCCUCAUCUACGACGGCGGUGCCGGCAAACGUCAGGCACGUGCGGAGGAGCGUCGAGUUCUCGCGCCCGCCGCUGAUGAACGACGGCGCCAUCAAGACGAUCACAGAGCAGCCGGCUGCGGAGACUCCGGCUAGCACGGCAUCGAGCGGGUCGAGCAGCAUGAAGUCACUGGUGAGGCAUCGCUCGCUUGAUGCGGCCACGUUGAGGCGGAGGGGCGGGCGUGGGGGUGGCAGUGAAAAGAAGAAUGACGAUAGGACUGGUGCCGUGGUGUCGGGCGAUGCCGACGGUCACGCCUCGGCAGGCAGGUGUUUCCCGUCAACCGACAGUGUGUCGUCGGCGUCUGGAGAGUCCGAUCGAAGCAGCAGCCACUUCACAGUUAUAUACAAGCCACUGGAUCCAUGCAGUGGAAAUCCACAGGAGCUUGAUCUGCCCGAGCAGUAUCCGGGAUGGCUGGAAGGGAACCCCAGGAAUCCGGAACCACUCCCCUCUCCGGCCUGCUCGGAGCGCAGCAGUGUUGCCGGCUUGGAUUGGCUUUUCUCUGGAGCCACUAGCCAAGCAGUGAACGAGGCAAAAGCAUCGGCACCUUCGGAGCUGUGCAAGGAGCUUGCGGAACCCAAGUCAUCCACGCCGCAGCGACCGACCGAAGCUGUUGAGACGUGCCUUGGCACUGGUGACGCGGAUUCCAGUCUCUCGUGGCAGUGUGACGAAGCCGUCAUGCGGGCCCGCAGCGGAUCGUCGGAGCAGAGCCUCUCCGACGGCAGUUCCCCGUCGUCUCCGGAUGAGAUGACGCCCCUUGGUGCCUCCGGACGCCUCUCCACGGCACUGGGGGCCAUCCCCAAGCAGUACAUGGAUGACGCCAGGGGGGACCAGGCAUACCCGCCAGUUCCGGGCACGUUCACGCGGACGACAGUGCGGUCGCUGCUGAGCCGUCGCCUGCUCGACAUUCUCAACCUCAACGACCCGCAAGAGUGCGAGGCAGAGCUGCAAAAGUUGAAGAGAGAGCUGGACAUCUGCCGACGGCUUGCCUCUAAUGCUGAGGAAACGCCACCGAGCUUCUCGCCGCAAACUUCAAAAGCUCCAGCCACAAACCGGAAGCGUCCAAAGCUGGCGGCGACUCGCAGGAAAGCCAGUUAUGGCACUUCCGAGUUUCUUUCUCUCCUGCCCAGCACUCCAGCCUUGCCUCAGGCCGACGGGCAAAAGGACGAAGAGUCGGCAACUGCAGUGGCGGCCGGCUGGACUUCGUCGGGCCGGCGAAACUGCACCGACAGGGGACCACCGGCCUAUCUCUUGGCCAGCAUCUUGUCGACGCCCGGCACCCACUUGGCCAUAUCUCAUGACGACACUUCACCCGGCGCAGUGCACUGCUUCCAAGAUGAGCAUGGGAACUGGCAGACAUACACAUUUGACGAGAACAGCACAGGCGUGUCCAGGGGCCUGGAGAUGUCGCCAGACACCAAAAUAUUUCAGAUGAUGUUUGACAGCAAGUGGGAGACGUCGUCUCACAGCAGCUCAAGCUCGAGCUCCACCACAAUGCUCGACAGUCCUGCCGCCUCUGCCGCGGUGCCUCCUCAUGGUGGUGGCUGCCCGAUCGCCAUGGGCUUCAGCCCCGCCCCCGGCAUGACGCCCUGCGUGACCACGACAGAGGCAUCUGUUGCCAUGGCGAGUGGCUUGAAGCUCCGCCCCUCCCCCCACCACCCCCAGCACCGCCCGCACCACCACGCCCACCACCAUUCGCAACAGCAGCAACAACAGCAGCAGCAACUACUGCAAGCGCAGCCGUCAUCUUCGUCGUCUCUUCAACAGUAUUCUCACCAACCUCGACACCACCACCGCCGGCGCGGUCACCACAGCGGCGGUCAGCGAGGCGAGGACGUUGGAACUGGGGUGCCGUCCACAUUGGACCUCUCGCUUCCAUCCGGAAUGGGUGCGGCGGCCCUUGGACUGCGCCGGGGCGGGGCUACGGUGCUGGAGAACCGGUUCGACCUGGGCGCCACAGGGGACGUGGCCGGUGUUCGGUUCGACGGUUCCCGAGGCAACAGCGGUCCGGUUCUUCUCGCCGAGUCCCUCCUCAGCCGCAUGGCCAUGGCGGCGGCGGCGAACGGUGGCGGCGUUGGGCCUGCGACGUUGUCGCAGACUGCAUCCUCACAGGACACCGAGCUGGACUCGACGUGUCACAUGCGGUUUGUGGGCAGUGGGACGCUGCGGGGCGGCAAGCCGCGCCACUACUACCGCUUCCGACUGCUCCCUUGCAAGUCCAUCAAAGUUGGGUUCGACCGCUUGGCCCUCAUCACUGUCCUAGACAGGAACCUGACGGUGAUGGAGAACGUCCUGUCGAUCGUCCUGGCUGUCCUGGUGGCUGUCCUGGGCUCCCUGUGCCUCUCCCAGGGCUUCUUCCAGGACAUCUACAGCUUCCUCUUCUGCUUUGUCAUGGCCAGCUGCCAGUACUGUCUGCUCAAGAGUGUUCAGCCAGAUGCUGCCUCACCAACGCAUGGAUACAACCGGGUGGUCCUGUACAGCCGUCCCGUGUACUUCUGCCUGUGCUGCUCGAUGCUCAUGCUUGUGCAGUUCCUCCUCGACUCCAACAUCGAGUACCCGCAGGUCACCCUGUAUGGGGUGCGUCUCGUCACCAAUGCAGCUGUGGCAUGGGCGCGGAGCUUCCUCAUAGCGUUCAUCCUGGCGUUUCCGGUGACCUUCAGCUUGGGGUUGCUGCCCCAGGUGAACACAUUUGUGACAUACCUAUUGGAACAGAUUGACAUGAACCUGUUUGGUGGAUCGGCGACCACUGGACUGGUGUCAGCCAUCUACUGCGUAUCACGAAGCCUGGCAUUUGUGGUGUGCCUAUUUGGACUGGCCUACGUGGCCCUAAAGGAAGGGCACAACCCGUCACAGCACAUAAUGUUCUCCCUGUUUUGCGGCUUUCUCGUCACCUCCUGCUAUCUGCUCAGUAGGAGUGCCAGUGAUCCCACCAUUCUCUGGAACCUCAUCAAGCGCCACCUGUGGUCGGAGAGUGCACCAACCGCCAAUGCCACCGACAGUGCUCCCGAAUAUGUCGAUCCACUGCCAGCAAAACUAGAAAAAACAUUUAGGGCCAGGCUUAGGACGGACGCGAUACACUGCGUCUUUGUGGCGAUCUUCGUGUUUGCAGUGCACGUCAGCACAAUGUUCUCGGCACUUCAGCCAUACCUGGAAAUGCUGCUUCACCUGACAGCCGUUGUGUGGGGCUUGCUGCUACACUAUGUGCUGCCCCAGCUGCGCAAGCAGCUGCCCUGGCUUUGCUGCGCCCACCCCAUCCUGAAGUCGAAUGAGCACCAGCAGUUCGAAGUGCGCGAACCAGCCCGAGUGAUGUGGUUCGAGAAGCUGCAAGUGUGGAUGUGGUUCAUCGAGAAGAACAUCGUCUACCCUCUGCUGUUCCUCAGUGCCGUGAGCACCAGCACGCCUGACAUCAUCAACCGCUUCGGAGUCGCCGGCGGCUGCCUGGUGUUGGUGGUGUGCGCCCUCAAGUGCCUGCGCAGUGCCUUCAACGACCCCUCGCAGCACUUCCUCGUGCUGCUCUUCACGGUGCUGUUCUUCACCUACGACUACCGGGGACCCAACGAGCCAUUCCUCAUCAACUACUUCUGCUGCCUGUUCGUCUUCUCCAAGGUGUACGAGUUGCUGCUCAAGAUUAGCUUCAUCAUCACGUACAUCGCCCCUUGGCAGAUUACAUGGGGAUCAGCAUUCCAUGCCUUUGCACAGCCCUUCAGCGUACCACAUUCGGCCAUGCUUUUCGUGCAAGCCAUCAUCUCUGCGAUCCUGUCGACUCCGCUGAGCCCCGUCCUUGGUAGCGCCAUCUUUUUCACCUCGUACGUCAGGCCGGUCAAAUUCUGGGAACGCGACUACAACACCAAAAGAGUGGACCACUCCAACACACGGUUGUCGUCCCAACUGGAACGAAAUCCAGGCUCGGACGACAACAACCUCAACUCGAUCUUCUACGAGCAUCUAACACGGUCCCUGCAGCAGUCACUGUACGGAGACCUGGCACUCGGACGCUGGGGCAACGUGACGCAGGGCGACUGCUUUGUGCUAGCCUCGGACAACCUCAACUGCCUGCUGCACAUCAUCGAACUCGCCAAUGGACUCGUGACGUUCCAGCUCAGGGGACUCGAGUUCAGAGGCACCUACUGCCAGCAGCGCGAGGUGGAGGCGAUCUCGGAGGGCGUCGAGGAGGACGAGGGUUGCUGCUGCUGCGAGCCGGGCCGGCUGCCACACUUGUUGUCGGCCAACGCAGCCUUUGGCCAACGCUGGCUCGCCUGGCAAGUGGCGGCGGCCCGCUACGUCCUCGAGGGCUACUCCAUCUCGGACAACUCGGCCGUCUCCAUGCUGCAGGUGUUCGAGCUUCGCAAGGCACUCGUUACCUACUACGUCAAGGCCAUCGUCUACUACACGGUCACUUCUAGUCAUCUGGAAGAGUGGCUUGCCCUACCAACAGUCAGAGACGCGCUGCACCCAACCUUGGACAGGAACUACACUGACGUGGACCCAGUGUUCAACAUGAACAUCGAUGAAGACUACGACUAUCGAGCUUCUGGGAUAUCGCGCAGUUCCUUCUGCAACGUCUACCUCGACUGGCUGCAGUUCUGCGUCGCUCGUUCAGGAAAGAACCUCGAGCACGACCGAAACUCCUUGGUUGUGUCUCUGUGCUUCUCGCUCAGUCUGCUGGCACGGCGCGCCCUGGGAACAGCAUCUCACAACUCGUUCUCAAGCAGCGUGGACCUCCUGCUGUACGGCCUGCACGCACUGUUCAAGGGCGACUUCCGCAUCACUUGCGUCCGGGACGAGUGGGUGUUUCAGGAUAUGGAACUCCUCCGUCGAGUCGUUGCGCCCAGCGUACGCAUGGCACUCAAGUUGCACCAGGAUCAUUUCCUCUCGGCUGAGUAUGACGACCAUGCGACGCUUUAUGACGCCAUCAGCAACUAUGAGAAGAACCUGGUCAUCUCCCACGAAGCUGACCCAGCCUGGCGUAACGCUGUGCUGUCGAGUGUCCCAUCGCUUCUGGCUCUGCGGCACGUGUUCGAUGACAGCUCGGACGACUACAAGAUCAUCAUGCUGAACAAGCGGCAGCUCAGCUUCCGGGUGAUCAAGGUGAACCGCGAGUGCGUCCGCGGCCUGUGGGCGGGACAGCAGCAGGAGCUGGUGUACCUGCGCAACCGCAACCCGGAGCGCGGCAGCAUCCAGAACGCUCGCCAGGCACUGCGCAACAUCAUCAACUCGUCGUGCGACCAGCCAAUCGGCUACCCCAUCUACGUGUCGCCGCUCACGACGUCGUUCCUGGAGACAUCGGAGCAGCUGUGCGGACUCAUCGGCGGACCGCUGAGCAUUUCGCGGUUUGGCGGUGCCCUCCUCGGAUUCUGGAACCGCCUCAAGAUACGAUGUGGUGAGGGCUGCUCGAGCGGCGGCACAGCAAUCCAGGAUGACAACAUCUUCGACUACACCAUGGCGGGCUCCCUGUCGGGAAGCAUCUCGAGAGCCCGCCGCAGCCACUCCAGCGGCUCGCACUCGGUGAGCUACACGGGGACGGACACCGGGAGCAGCAACGGGGGUGGUGGCGCGAACGGCGGCGGAAUCGGCACCGGUCUCGACCAGGGGAGCCGCAGCGUCGGCCGUACGUCGGCCUCGAGCAGCAUCGGCCGCGGCAGCACGUUGAGCAGCCUCGGCCGGAAUAGCACCAGCUUCACGAGGACCUCGCUGAAUAACCUGACGGUGUCGUCGUCGCUUGUGUACAAGCCCGGCGGCACGACACCCAGCAGCGGCAUGACAGUGCUGAGCUCCACGCCGUCGAGGCAGCAGCCGUUCAUCGUCGAGCAGCCGUCUUCGGGACCGUUCCUGGUGGAGGUGACACGGAGGAGCUCGGCGUCGGCCGUGGUGCCGCCACUCUAUUCGGGAAGUUUUGGAACGAACAUACCGAGUCUCGCCGCAAACCUGAGCAGUCUCGUCGGCAUCGCUGGGACGUCGGCAGCCGGCAUUCCGACGAACGUCCCUGCUACGUCCGCAAGUGCCCUCCGGGAAACGGCAAUGGUCUCUGGAGUGCAGUCAACGGAGAAGGUUAACAUCUGAGCAAGCUUUGGAACACUUUGAGCAUGGAGACCACUUGCAGCUCGUAUGUUUUCACUUGGUUAAGUGAACAAAACUCGGCGAUCUCACGCGAUUCUACCGCUACCACUAUCCGCAAGCUAUGGUCACUAAUGCGUUCCAGGAGGCUGCGGAGGCCGCUGGACUCGUCCUCAAUGAAGAUAACAUUCAAUCCGAGUUGAGUGGGCAGAUUAUCUAGAUGACAUCCAUGUGCUUGGUUUACCAAAUGAGGCAAAAUGCACAUACAUCUCUAUUCUAUUACCGUCAUGGAAUGCCUCUCCUGGUUGACGCUGCGUGGAGGGAUUCAAUCUGGGCCAAACUGUCACCACAGAUUGGGACAUCACAUAGACGUUUGCAGCAUGCUGGGUGUGCUGCAAGUCUGGAUGAUCUCGGUCGGUGUUGAAAGAAAAUGUGCAGCUGCAGUUCUGUUAGCUGGGCUUUGCAAGUGCAACAAGGUGAUGCUCCCAGGCAGAAUGCCAUGAAAAUCUUAGAAAUGUCAAAGUCAACAAAGUCAACAUCAUAGUCAGUGUAUGCACUUCAGGUGGCAAGGUGAUUUGUUUAACCUGUGCAUUUGUGUCUUUCAUUCAUUUCGUCAACAUGGUGACCAUGACCUUUUGAUUCGACUGCAACUGUGAACUUACUUUACAGUUGUCCACGCAUUCUGAGGAGUGUCUCCAGUGGUGCGACUCAACGCCCAGUACACUUUGUGCGCACUGGUUAGAAGUCAUACCUGUGCACUUUCACUUGUUGCGCCGAUCGAGGCAGGACCCGUGGACCUAACAUACCUCGUUCUCGUGGCACACUUGUGAUUGCGAGAACGUUUUUCUGACCGACGUGGUCAAAACCCUGCAGUAUGAUACUUUCUCUUAAGCGGCUCGACACGUUGUUGUCGUCGUACCUGGGAACCAUGCCUCUCUUUUGUCACGUGAUGGGUCUGACUUAUAGUUUUUCUCGGACCUGUGUUUGGGAGUGGAAGGAAAAAUACGAGUAACAUGAACCUAGUACCCGAGUUGGAGUGAGAGGGGGAAGGAUGUCAGUUUCCAGCCACAACCGCAAAGUUGACUCUGCCGUGUCCAUGUUUUUGUUUCGUGUAUGCGUGCGUGUGUGUCAGUGUGUCUGCGUCGUACCUCAUUACCUGUGAUGACCGCAGUAUGUCCACUAUGUCGCAGAACACAACAGUGCCGCGUGCAGUCAAACCUUGAUAUUGCAAAUACAGAUGUAACAAGUCAUCGUUAUAAUGAAGUAAACGAGGGAUAGUCUUGCCAUUAAUGCAGUGUUGCGAAUAUACACUUAUAACGAAUUUUCGGAUAUAGCGAAGAAAUUUUUUGUAUCAGAUGCGACUUCGUUUUAAUGAGGUUUGACUGUGUCAUUUUUUUUCCUUUUUUGAAAGUGUCACAUCGCCUUUCAGUGUUGUACUUUGCAGUACUGCUGCUGCGUUUCAAGAACUUGCUGUUCGAAGUCCGUAGGUUUCUCUUUUAUUGCUAUUUUUGCUUGAACUCUCAGCCCAAAUUGCACGAACUGAAAUCUUGUUUCUUUUCACAGCGUUUGAUCUUGUUUUGACGAUAUUUAGUUUUGAGCCAUCGCCAUCAGUCCCAACUACUUAAAAAGUGCGUGGUCUUCGUUUUGGUGCUGAUGUUUCCUUGUCACCCCUGUACAUUCUCAUGGCUCUGUGAGAAUGUCUGUGUGUGCUCUCUGCUUAUUUGUGUGCUUCUCGCGUAAACACUGCAGUUAAGAAAGACACCCUUCUUUAUAUGAAGCUGCAGCCUUGUCGACACUAGUACAUCAAGUGUGUUCCUUCCAGGUUUAAACGCCGUAACAGAAUGCCAACUGAAAGGUGUAGUCUAAAGGGAUCAAAUCGUUUAACCAAUGCUUUUUUGAUGAGCACUGUCUUAUGUUUUAAUACGAAUCUGCCUUCCGACCUUACAUGACGUCCAUGUUUCAUAUUCCUUCCAGUUUGUGUGACAAUGUCUUAUUCGCCCGUCUUUUGACUGCAGUGUGAAUGGGGCAGUUAGUGACUGAUUUAAAUACACAUCUCGUUCUGAUUCUUGCAGGGCUGCAUAUUCUGCAGUUAUACUUGGGGUAUUGUUGGCGAUGUUGCGCAGUUCCACGAGCAAGCCUGUCUUCUGAACGUUGCGAGUGCCGUAACCAUGGAGUGCAGUUUGCGCCUUCACUUGAAAAAUUAUCCUGAUGUUUGCUGGCGACCCAGCGAGGAUAUCUUUAAGAAUCGAGAUAAGUUUAUGUUCAGGUUUAGGUUCACAAAUUUAGGUUCAGGUUCACAAGUUUAGUUUCAGUGCAUAUUGCCACGUGCAUAUUGUCACGCAGUAUAAAUGAACUGUUAAACGUGUGAGCUAAAAGAAAACUGCCAUAUCUUUUGGUGAUGCAUAGCGUUAUCGCAGUUACAUGUGCUGAGAUAUCGGGCAUCUGUAGAGCACACUGAUCCUUCUUUCCAGAUUAAUGCAAAUCUAUGCAAACAUCAUGAACCAUGCAUAUCUUUUAGAUCUAGGUUCAGCAAAUGCAGAUAUUGCUAAGUACAAAUUUGCAAUGCAAUCUUUUAUUUGCAGUUUAUUUGUUAUAAAUAUAAAAUUGCUGAUGAGAUAGAUAAAUCAGAGCUCAACGCGUCUCUGUGUGACACAUUGCUCUAAAAGCUCAUGAACUACAAUGCACAUAUCAUACUGUUGGCCAAUUCAAUUAACAGUGUUAUGGAAGAGAUUAUCAUCACGGUAUAGCAUGUUCUGCAGACAAGCUUUCUCAGGGAGCUUUGUGUAUAUUACCAAUUUUCAAUCUGUACCUGCUUUCCGUGCAGGCACCGAUAAUAUAAUGUAUGAAUGCUUGUUGCACCGUGUGAUUAGUUUCUAGGCAUCAAUAUCUGGACGGGCCUGUCGUGACAGACUUGGUUAUUUGACCGCAGGAUGGCAUGCAGCCACAUCUAAGGCCUUUCUUUUUUUUUUGCAAUAGAUGUUCUGCAACAAUGUUUGUGAAGCCCAGGAGCUUAUGGAUCAUUUCUAAUCAGGGUAACAGCGUCGGUUUAGGUCAGCAUUUCCAUGUACGUCUUGCUUCCUCUAAAAACUUGAGUGAGAUGUGAUGUGUUGGAAGGUACAUGCAUUACAUGGGAUAACUUGUUAAAUCUGAUGGUACAGCCCCUUGGCAUUUGAUCUUGCGAAGCUGCUUCAUCGUUUCAUCCUCGUUGUAAGAAAAUUUGUGGGGUGCAGUUAGAUGACUAUAUAUAGAGAUGUUAGAAACCUUUUGUAAAAUUUCAGCCGGAGUUCAAUGUCGAAGAACCCACUGUUGUGAAUGUUUUCGGCAAACUGCUUAAAACAUGGUAACGUUGAGCUUACAUUGCUAACUGCGAAAGUGUCACUCGGCAAAUAAUCUGCUUCUUUUUUCCAAGAAAGGUGCCCGAUUUGCCGCAAACUUCAAUGCUUUCACGAUAUGUGGUGCUUAAUGAGGAAAGGGCUGUAAAUGGCUGAGGAUAAGCAGAAAUGAUCGUUAUCACCCCAUCUGUGCCAGUACAAAUGACCACAUUCUUUUGUUUACUUGACGCUUGUUUGUCACCAAGGUUGCUAUGCUGCCCUCAGGACGGGCAUGGCAACAAAAUUAACCUUUCGUGAAAACUCAGUGAGCUAAAAAGAGAACUUUUUUUAAGUACUCCAAAACGGUGCUUACAUGUUGUCACAUCAGCUUCAAAUGUAGCUACCUUUUUCUAUGUAGACAGAAGCCCUUAGAACAGCUCUUUACCCAUGCAUUAACACCGAAUUUCGAAUUAGGUAGGCAGGUCAUCAUGAAUAUUUUGUUAUAAUUUGUUUCUUUUUUAAUCAUUGUCAUCUGCUACACCGAGUGGAAGAUUGCAAAUACGGCAAUGUUGCUUCCUCUGGACAUUUGACAAAGGGUGGCACAAAAGAGAAUGAAAUAGGCGAUUAGAAAAUGCUCUGCCCUGGUGCUUUGAUUGAUCAACCUAGAAUUUGUACUAAUAAGAGCAAUUCUUGAAUGAUUUGGCAUGCCUAUCUUGGGAAACCAUUCCGUGACAUUAUUAUUUUGUUUUUGAUUUCAACAGUUUGCCCAUGCAACUGUCAUUGUUUACAAUCAAUUUUUUUUUGCAAUUUUCAUCACAAAUGAAUGGCGAAGCAUUCGUGUGCUUAAACCUCGAUGUCAUUUAGACGGUAGCAUUAACCACAGAUUGUGCAACCUUUACUUAUCCAAGUAAUAAUUCUUUGGAUUGAAAUGGAUACAGCAGAAGUGUGUAGCACCUUGGAGCUUAACUAAUCUUUUAAAAAGUCACAAUGGCACUGAAAGCCAGAGGCAGGAACUUUAGGUAAAUCCAUGUACAGCCAAUUGUAUCCAUUCUAUUUGGAGCAUAGGCAUCCAACUGAACAAUACUAGCGACACAUGCCGAUACUAGUGCAAGAUGUCUUUUGAGUACACUUAACAUGAAAACGCUUGCGCUACUUCCUUUCGCUUUGUGGAAUAAUGAUGCCAAUGUUUUGUCGGUGUCCCACUUCAGUUACGUGGGGCGUUUAAUUGCUACAAUUGUAAUUAUCAUUGCAUACUGCCGUGCAUUAGACAAACGUGCAAAAGCAGGUAGCAUUAAAGUGUUUUAUUUGUUCCAUUAAUCGAGAACUAUAGGUGUGAUUGUUCUGGUUGAAUUUGCGAUAUGGAUACCAGUGUCUGCUGUCAUCCUCUUUAAGUGUCAAAGCCAGUUUGUGUUAAUUGUAUGCAUUGUGCACUAAAUGACAGCAUCGUGAAUUGCAUAAGGUGCCAGUUCGUGGAGUGUUCUAACUUUUACUUCUUAUUUUCUUGCUUUGCUAGUAUGGAGCUUAAUGUGUAGAACUAUUUCUGGAAGUUCACUCUCCGGAAGUUGUUCUAAGGAAGCCGGAAUAUUGCCUAUGCCCUCUAUGAUGACGCAGUUGGUAAUUAAUAACCGUGGUUGUAUUUUACUAUGAGAACUAAUUUGAAGGGGAUCAAGCUCAUGCAAUGCCACUUCAUAUUUAUGUUUCUCUUCAUUUCUAAUUAGCAAGAACCUUUAUAUUUUAGCUGCUGUCAUCCUCUCUAACUUACCGUGAAAAUGCUAACGUCUUGCUAAUGCAACUCCUUAAUUCUUACAGAUUUUUUUAUUUCUUUUGAAAGCUGGCCCUUAAGCACAGUAAUUAGUAUUGCGUACUGAACAUGAAUAGCAUCAACUGCACCUGUAGCCAAACCAUACAAUGCUUAUUCACGAUUUUUUUUCCUGGUUCUUUUUUUUUUGCUUUAUUGCUGUUAUGAAAGCACUAACAGCAGCUUAUUUCGUGGUGCUUGCAAGUCAUGAGUAAAAAACUCGCUAGUCACCCUUCUAAGCCUUUCGUAGAAGACUUUUGCUGACGCCCUCUUUUCAACGGGUACCAGUUGUACAUACUGUACAAAAAGAAACUACAACAAAACAAGGUCGUCGGACAAUUUUGUUAGGUGAGACGUCCAGUAAAGCUUAGAACAAUUCUUCAAGCAUGUGAUAAGGAACACAUUGUCUGUACAUAGUUUGUGUUCCACCCUCGUUUCUGGCUUUGGUUCUUAACCUUGCGACAGUGCGUGUGUCCGUGUGUGUUGCCUCAGAUGACCUCUUGUGGAACGGACUUGGUUCCUACGAGCGGUUUUAACAGUGGCUACACUUUCGAACCUUAUCUGCAGGAACUGAAUGCUUGGUACACCUAGUCUUGAACUGAGGCACCAUUUCCUCUGCUGUGCGAGUGACCCUUGCGUGAUUGUGUGACUUGCGUGUACCUCCCCUCGGAAUGAAGCGGCGGAGGUGAAUCUACAUUUCAGCGUUUUUCUACUGAUUUGUAAGUUACCGUUGGCGAAUGGGUUGAAGAGGUUUCUUGUUGUAUUUUUACGUUCCUGGGAUUUAGUACUAUAUCGAGAACCUGUCAGUGCAUUGCUUUUUGUAUUGCCUAUUAAACUAUCACUG